Messenger RNA from Triticum urartu, 2740 nucleotides. Its product is annotated as cyclic nucleotide-gated ion channel 17. Gene Ontology annotation, biological process: transmembrane transport; monoatomic ion transport. Gene Ontology annotation, cellular component: membrane. Gene Ontology annotation, molecular function: monoatomic ion channel activity. The record is from RefSeq and is a predicted model, not a curated record. NCBI's taxonomy places the organism in Eukaryota, Viridiplantae, Streptophyta, Magnoliopsida, Poales, Poaceae.
CCGGUCUCCCUCCCUCCCUCCCCUUCCCUCCAUCCAGGUAGUUUCAUUCCGCUCCCCGCCCCCUCUUCCCUCCAGCUCCGCUUGGCCCCGCGCGCCAGCCACGAUCCCGACCCGGUCGCCGCGCCCCCCCCUCCCGCCUCCUCCGGCGCGCCCCGCCCGCCGGGCGAGCGGAGGGAGCCUAGCUAGCUCGGCGGCGGCCUCCGCCCUCCAGCGCCCGAUUGUUCGGCGGGUGGCGGCGGUGAGCAAGCCGUGGAGGAGUUCAUGGUCCUUGAGGCCGGAUGGAGUACGCCAUGUUCGGGUCCAGGCGGGUCGACGACGACACGGGGUUCAGGCGCCAGCGGACCGUCAGAUUCCGUGAAGAGAGGACAAAGGCGACGAUGCCUAUUCACCAGAAGCAGGCUGGUCCAGCUGCUCGCAAGCUCGGCGUGGGGAACUGGGGGAAGAACAGGAUCUUCGUAGCAGGGCAAGACCUUCCCCACAAGAGGAUCAUCGACCCAACGAGCGAUUUCAUCUUGUUAUGGAACUACGUCUUCCGCGUCUCGUGCUUCGUCGCUCUGUUCAUGGACCCUCUCUACUUCUACGUGCCUAAAAUCGUGUAUGGCAAAACUUCAUGCGUCGGGAAAGACAGGCACCUGGCCAUCAUCAUCACCGUCUUCCGGUCGAUUGCGGAUCUCUUUUAUGUCAUCCAGAUCGUGAUAAAGUUCAUGACCGCAUAUAUUAAUCCGAGCUCCAAGUCGGGGGUUUUCGGCAGAGGGGAGCUGGUUACAGAUCCUAAUGAAAUCGCGAAGACGUAUCUGAGAUCUGACUUUGUAGUUGAUCUAGUGGCUUCAAUUCCUGUACCACAGAUCAUUACUUGGUCCGUGAUACCAGCUAUUAAGUAUACUUGGUCCGGGCAUAAUAAUGACAUACUGUUCCUGGCUGCUCUUUUUCAGUACAUUCUGAGAUUAUAUCUAAUAUUUUCCUUGAAUAGCAAAAUUCUCAAAGUUACUGGAGCUUUUUCAAAGACUGCCUGGCAGGGAGCUGUGUCCAAUCUGCUAUUAUAUAUGACUGCCAGUCAUGUUUUAGGAGCAUUGUGGUACCUGCUGUCUGUUGAUCGCCAGACCGCAUGCUGGCAAAAAUACUGCAAUAAGGAAGAUGGUUGCCAUAAUAAAUACCUGUCUUGUAACGCAAAGCCAGAUCCAAAUUGGGCAAAGAGCAGUACUAUCUUUGAUGCCUGUAAUGCUAGUAACAAAACCUUAACUACUUUCGACUUUGGUAUGUUUGGGACAUUGUUAUCAAACAAAGCUCCAGGCCAUAGAUUCCUGAAGAAGUACUUGUAUUGCCUUUGGUGGGGCUUACAAAAUCUAAGUUGCUAUGGCCAGACUUUGGGUGUAAGUACCUAUAUUGGUGAGACAUUGUACGCCAUAUUCUUGGCGGUGCUUGGUCUAGUUUUGUUUGCCCAUUUGAUUGGGAAUGUUCAGACCUACCUACAAUCCAUCACUGCAAGGGUUGAGGAGUGGAGAGUAAAGCAAAGAGAUACCGAAGAGUGGAUGAAACAUCGCCAACUUCCUCCUGUACUACGGGAAAGGGUGAGAAGAUUUAUUCACUACAAGUGGCUUGCAACUCGAGGCGUGGACGAAGCAUCUAUAUUGAAGGCUCUGCCUGCAGAUCUUCGCCGCGACAUCAACCGUCACCUUUGCCUGGAUCUUGUUCGCCGGGUGCCAUUCUUCUCACAGAUGGACGACCAACUCCUCGACGCCAUCUGCGGGCGCCUCGUCUCGUCCCUGAGCACCAAGGGCACGUACACGGUCCGCGAGGGCGACCCGGUGACCGAGAUGCUCUUCAUCAUCCGCGGGAAGCUGGAGAGCUCAACCACGGACGGCGGCCGGACGGGCUUCUUCAACUCAAUCAUUCUCAAAUCCGGCGAUUUCUGCGGCGAAGAACUUCUCGGGUGGGCCCUCGUCCCCAGGCCGACCGUCAACCUGCCAUCUUCCACCAGGACGGUGAAGGCGCUCGUCGAGGUGGAGGCGUUCGCGCUCCAGGCCGAGGACCUCCGGUUCGUGGCCAGCCAGUUCAGGCGUCUUCACAGCAGGAAGCUGCAGCACACCUUCCGGUACUACUCCCACCACUGGAGGACCUGGGCGGCCUGCUUCAUCCAGGCCACCUGGCGCCGCCACAAGCGGCGGAGGCUGGCCAGGGACCUCAUGAUGAGGGAGUCCUUCUCCUCCAUGCGAUCGUAUGAGGAUGGUGAUGGCGGUGGCUCCUUCGCCGAGCACAGGCGGUCGGUGAAGAUCAUGGCCGCGGCCAGGAAAGGGUCUGAUGGCCACAGGGAGCUGCCCAAGUUCCGGAAGCCCUCCGAGCCGGAUUUCUCGGUGGAGCACGACGACUAAGGAGAAAGGGUUGAUAUAUUUAUUUUUCGCUAUGACGGCGAUCGCUGAUCGCAGGCUGAGGCGUCCUUUGCGAUGAUCUGUAAAUAUGAAGCUGAGUUUGGGACUCAAGCUCACUGGUGACUGACUGCUCAUCUCAGGGAAAUGCUCAAGCUAGAUUUGGGGCAGGGUAGACUGGUUGGCUUCUGGGGUUCUGGGAACGGUAGGACAGUUGCUGUAGGGUUAGCUUUAGGAUGCUCAUAUUGUACAUCCAGAUGUAAUUAUGUUUGAGUUAUUCUUGUGACCUCAAAGGGGCACACUGCUGCUUGUAUUGACUAGUAAGUGUGCACGUGCAACGCACGUCUAUUUAAACUAAUAAGUAUGCACGUGCAACA